AUGGCUUCAUCAUCUGGAACUAAAAAGGUGAAAGGGCCUGAAAAGGUUUAUGUAAGGGACGAGGACUCUGAUGAUGAUCUCAUAGAUUUCUCUUUCCUGGAUUUUGCACCAGAGACCUUUAAACCAACCUCAAACCUGUCUGAUGACCCAUUCCUUAACAUAUUAUGUGAUGAAAAUAUGCUAAGGAGGACUCUUGAUGGAAUGGGAGAUGAUGAUCAGGAAGCUGGUGUUAAGGAUCCAGAACAUGAUCAUAUUGAUGAUCAAAAUGACGGUGAAGUAGGUGUAGAGUACAGGGUUCAUGAUCCAGACAUACAUUGGAAACAAAUGAAGCUUGUAGUGGGAGAGUGUUAUGAGUCCCCUUCUCAACUCAGGUUUUAUCAUCAAGCUGCUACAGUUUCUCAAUGGAAAGGUGACUAUGGCCCAAACACCUUAGAGAAGAUUAAGGAGUUUGGAAAGCAUAUGAGGUUCUGGAUAGUAAUACCAAGUGGAGGGGCAUUAUUUGAGACAAGGCAUGGAUAUUCAGCUUACAAGGACAAGUUCAUAGAGAUAUACAGGGACAACAUCUUACCUGUUAAUGGAAGUAAUAUGUGGCCCUAUACUGAAUAUUUGAAGCCCUUACCACCCCUUGUUAGGAGAAUGCCUGGAAGGCCAAAAACAAAGAGAAGAAGACAUGCCUCAGAAUGUCAGGAUUCUAAGUUCCCAACUCAAAAGGCAAAGGUUAGCAGGACUGUUAGGUGUGGGAAAUGUAGGGAACUUGGUCAUAAUAAGUUGUCUUGUAAGAAUGGAGAAGGUCUAAGUGACCCUGUCCCUAAAAGGAAAAAUGGUAGACCAAAGGGAGAUGGGGGAGGGAAUUUAGCUGUGAACAUUGCAAAGACACAAAGGAAAGUAGAUAAGGGAAAGAAGAAAGUUGUUGAGGGCACAUCAAAAGAAGCAAAUGAGGGACAGAAUAAAGUUGUUGAUUACACAUCAAAAGAAGCAAGUGAGGGAAAGAUGAAAGCUGCUGAGGGCACAUCAAAAGAAGCAGGUACGAUGAUAGAUGUUGAUCAGUCAAUUUCUCCUUUGAAGAGAAUGAAGAUGAUGGAAAGGAGGGGAGGUAAGAUCAAAUAUGUAGGGAGAAUAGGGGCUAUGCAUGGUAGUAUAAGUCAAACUGUGGCAGGUGUUGAUGAAGCUGUACUUACCUGCCAUGAAAAGCUUGACCAUGACGAUUUUGAAACUAUUAAAGAUCUGCAGGCAUCUGGAUAUGAUCAUGGGGAAAUUGUUGAAGCUUUUAAUAAGAGUAGAACAAACAUAACUGGUGGAAACGACGAUGAUGAAGUCAGACGCUUCGAUUUUAAUUUUGGGGUUCUCCCGAUUCUGGAUUGAACGAAGACGAUGAAGUAAAUGCUUCAUGGGUUUCUUCGAUUCUUGGACGGUUGCUGAUGUUUAAGACUUCAUCUUUGUUGUCAGAAUUAACUGUAGAUCUGGGACAAUGGAUGGCGUUAAACAAGUUCAAGAUUGAAGAACAAUGUUGACUGGUUUUAC
This is a messenger RNA of Lactuca virosa, 1521 nucleotides long. The record is from the annotation of a GenBank genome assembly. Lineage: Eukaryota; Viridiplantae; Streptophyta; Magnoliopsida; Asterales; Asteraceae.